AUGACGGUUCUAUCUCGUUGUUUGGAAUUUCAAGCCGACCGCUUCGCUGUUAAUCUUGGAUAUGGGACUCAUCUGAAGUCUGCUUUGACGACUUUACAAAAGGACAAUUUGUCAUUUCCCGUAUCUGAUUGGUUGUAUUCCAUGUGCACCUAUUCGCAUCCACCGCUUCUUGAGCGUCUAUCUGCUAUCGACUCUUUAAUGCACAAGAACGAGUAA
Messenger RNA from Dicrocoelium dendriticum, 216 nucleotides. The record is from the annotation of a GenBank genome assembly. Lineage: Eukaryota; Metazoa; Platyhelminthes; Trematoda; Plagiorchiida; Dicrocoeliidae.